Messenger RNA from Lindgomyces ingoldianus, 2061 nucleotides. RefSeq lists its product as uncharacterized. NCBI's taxonomy places the organism in Eukaryota, Fungi, Ascomycota, Dothideomycetes, Pleosporales, Lindgomycetaceae. The coding region runs from base 8 to 1999 and encodes 663 amino acids. The record is from RefSeq and is a predicted model, not a curated record. The transcript is spliced from 2 exons.
CGUGACUAUGUCGGACGAGGAGCAGCGACGGGAGUAUGCCCACUACAUGGGCGCUACGACCAGCUCGGGCCAGCAAUAUUUCUACCCUCUUGUGCCUUAUAAACCUACAGAUCAACAACAGCUGGCAGAGAUCCCUCCCGCCGCACCUAGUCCCCCCAUCCCAAUGUCGCCCAAGCCGUCGAGCUACGUGUCUCUCCCUCGAAGCUAUGCUCCUCUGCCUGCCCAGAAUGAGUACGGUGUUUCAUGGCACUACAGCGGAUCCGGUCCGCCACCCCCCGUCGAAGUGGGCGCUUCAACCGAGAUGGUCCCUGUCCCUGCAGCCGGCUCCGUAGCUUCUGAGGUGUACGAGCACAGGAGGUCAAGGGACCGCUACUAUCACUGUUCGUGGGACUACCGACCAGAACGUGCUGCAUCUCCAUCGCCUCCACCGCAGCCGGCCCUCGCUCCAGUGCCCGUCCCUACGGUUCCGGUCCUUUUCUGCCAUACGUGUAGCGAGUGCGGGCGGAUACGGUCAGCUGGCUUCCACCGCGAGAACCCUAUCAUCCCCGGCAAACCCGUCGUCCCGGGAGUCUGCAGGCGAUGUGAGAAGAAAGAAAAUAAAAAGAGUGAGGAAAACGAUUGUGUGAAGAAGGUCACUCAUAUCCGGUCAUGCACAGUAGAUCCCCCCGAGGAGCCGUGCGACUGGCCAUCAAGGUCACGGUCUGUCCACAUUCAAAUCGGACGAAACGAGCGUCGUGGAAGGCAGCGAAGCAGAUCUCGCAGCAGCAGCGAGGACAUUCAUAUCGUGAGCCGCGCCCGCUCUCACGACAAGCCUCGUCCUGUCAUUCGGAGGUCUGAGAGUCAUACGCGUCUGGGAUUACGUCUAAUUGAGGACGUCAUUCCUGAACCACCGAGUUCGCCAAGGAGGGCUCGGAAAGGUUCGACAUUGCGAGUCGCUUCAGUCAGUCCAGUGCGUAACUCCGCUCGCGCUCGUGUCAAGGUUACCCACCGGAACGUGUCCCACUCACCCCCGAGGACGGAAUACAAGCCACGAAGCAUUUCUGUUGAAGAACGCAGCACGUCUGCAGAGAGGCGUAUUGCAUCGCAUCCCAUGGCCUACCGAGCUGUUCUCCCAGAUCAACGUGCGUUCUUCGAUGGUGCCUCGACCGCAGUCUCUCACACGUCAUAUCCUCAGACUUCGAGUCAGUUGGCGGGUCAAUCCCCCCCCUCCCAAGCACAACCGAUCCUGAAGCCUCCGAAUAUGAGCCAAGAGACCAUUCAUGGACGUGUAGCAAGUGUAUGUCGCAGUCAAGAGAGUACAAUGGUUGAAGUGGGUGGUCCUAGGGUUCAGUUCACUCCUAGUACUCGAGCUUGGAGCACAAAACCGAUGGCAGGAAAGGGGACUGCAGGAACGACCACGCCAAACACAGCGCACUGGAGCAAUAUCGCAACUACAGGAGCUAACACGACAAAUGCAUCAGGGUGGAGCAAUAAUACAACGGCAGGAAGCGGUGCCGAAGGCUGGAAGAGCAGGGAGAGGCGACAUGGAGGUGGCAGCCACAGCAGUGAGGACCAUGAACACUACCACCGACGCGUGCGAUCAGGUUACCGUCAUUAUGAACCUCCAUCCCUACCAAGUCGCAGCCUUGAGGAGGUACAUGUUCGACAUGCCCCUCCCCCGCUUCCAUGCCGCGCUAGCACCCCACACCCGAAUGCUCCAACUGCAUCUGAGCGACCUCCCUCCCUUCAUAGUUGGUCUCGUGCUCAAACCCCCUUCGACGGCGGCUUGACCCCUGGUCCAAGUGAAACCAAAGAUCGUGAUCGUGAUCGUGAUUGGGAUGAAGUUACGGUGUCGGACACAACAUCACAGAAGUCCGCAGAGGUUGAGAUUCUGAGGAAGUGGAAGGGCGUUGAUGAACGCGGACAUCCCUGUACAUUUGUUGAGGAGAGGAUGACGAGGUAUGUGCCUGAGGGUAAAAUAAAGUCGAAGGAGGAACGGGGAAGUUGGCGGGAGGUGUAAUGGAUGGAGGAGGUUAAAAGUUUGGCAGAGUGGGUUAGGGUGCAUUUCGAGGUGGAGGUCGG